Messenger RNA from Caenorhabditis elegans, 2018 nucleotides. RefSeq names its product Flavin-containing monooxygenase (gene fmo-4). Gene Ontology annotation, molecular function: NAD(P)H oxidase H2O2-forming activity; N,N-dimethylaniline monooxygenase activity; NADP binding. The transcript is spliced from 7 exons. The record is from RefSeq and is marked reviewed. Gene Ontology annotation, cellular component: endoplasmic reticulum membrane. Bases 8 to 1714 code for a protein of 568 amino acids. NCBI's taxonomy places the organism in Eukaryota, Metazoa, Nematoda, Chromadorea, Rhabditida, Rhabditidae.
UUUUCAAAUGCGUGUCUGUGUGGUUGGCGCCGGGGCUUCUGGCCUGCCAGCCAUCAAGGCCUGUAUUGAAGAAGGGCUUGAUGUUGUGUGUUUUGAGAAAACUGCUGAUAUUGGAGGACUAUGGAAUUACAGACCUGGACAGAAAGACAUCGGAGGAACCGUAAUGGAGAGCACAGUAGUAAAUACCUCAAAGGAAAUGAUGGCCUACUCGGAUUUCCCUCCUCCAGCAGAAUUCGCUAAUUUCAUGCAUCACACGAAAGUCAUCGAAUACAUCAAAAGUUACGCAGAGCAUUUCGGACUCAUGGACAAAAUCCGGUUCAAUACCCCAGUGAAAAGAAUUUCAAGAAAUGAACAGAACAAGUAUAUUGUCAGCUUGCAAAAUGGAGAAAUUGAAGAGUUUGAAAAGUUGAUUUUGUGCACAGGUCAUCAUGCAGAACCAUCUUAUCCAGAAUUGAAAAAUUUGGAUAAUUUUAAAGGCAAAGUCGUACAUGCUUAUGACUACACAAACACUUCAGGAUAUGAAGGAAAAGACGUUUUUCUUCUCGGCAUCGGAAAUUCUGCUCUUGAUAUUGCAGUUGAUAUUGCCAAAAUUGCGAAAUCAGUCACAAUUUCUACCCGAAGAGGAACAUGGAUUUUCAACCGUGUCAGUCAAGGGGGCAUGCCAUAUGAUGUUCAGCUCUUCUCCAGAUAUUAUGACACACUUCUGAAAACAAUCCCUCAUGCAGUUGCCAAUGACUUCAUGGAGUAUCGUCUCCAACAAAGAAUGGAUCACGAUGUCUAUGGUCUGCGUCCAGAUCACAGAUUUUUCCAACAACAUCCUACUGUAAAUGAUGCACUCGCAAAUCUUUUGUGUGCUGGAUAUAUCACAAUCACAGAAGAUAUUGAUACAUUCACUGAGAACAGUGUUAUUGUGAAGGGAGGCAGAGAAUUCAAGUGUGACAUAUUUUUGACAUGCACUGGAUACACAUUUGGUUUUCCAUUUGUUGAUUCGGAUAUUGUAGAAAUCAAGAACCAACAAGUUCCUCUGUACAAAUAUGUAUUUCCACCAAACAGUGACAGUGUUGCAGUCAUCGGGCUCAUUCAACCAAUUGGAUCAAUUGCUCCAAUUUCUGAAAUCCAAAGUAGAUGGGCUGCCAGAGUAUUUGCAGGAAGAUGCCAACUUCCAUCAAGUCAAGAACAAAUCGAUGAUAUUCAGAAAAAGAAGGCAGCAAUGAAGAAACGAUAUUUUGAUAGUAUCAAGCACACGAUUCAAGUGGAUUAUAUGAGUUAUAUGGACGAAAUUGCGGAGAUUAUUGGAUGUUUACCGCCAAUGAAGCAUUAUCUGUUCUUUUAUCCUAGAUUCUGGAUGAAACUUUUCAUGGGGGCAAAUGUACCAUAUGCCUAUAGAUUGGUUGGACCACAUGCAUGGGAAGGUGCAGAGCAAGCUAUUUGGACAGUUUCUGAAAGAGUCAAGAAGCCACUGAAAAACAGACAAUGCAGGAUUAGGAAGCAUAAGAAGAGAGGGUCUACGGACGAAUACUUCCGAUAUGCGACUCAAAAAGUGAUUGCCACAAACAUUUCAAUUCUAUUCUGCUCCGGUCUUCUUCUAUACUGCUCCACAACAUCAACACUUCCUCCAGCUGUUUAUUUCUUCUCAUUCUUCCUUUUCUUUACUCUUUACGGUGCAACACUAAUGUGGUUUGACCUACAAUAUGACAUGACCACAAUCUUCUAGAUUCAAUUUAAUUGUUUUCACUUUCAAUUAAACUUAAAACCUGGUUUUUUGUGUUUCAGGAAUGAGCUUUUAUAUUGUUAAUUUGUUUAUGUGUGAUUGAGUGUGUGAUUACUUUUUGAAUUCUUGUAGAUGCCGAUUUAGAUUUGAUAAACGUUUAUUUUGAAAGAUGAGUUUUGCAUUCAUAUGUAAAAAAACAGUUUUCAAAAGUGUUUGAUGUUCUCAUUGUCAUUCAAAAAUAAAUUGGCAGAAACUGGUUUUUACGCGGGCAAUUGAAGAUUAUAAAAAAUAAAAUUUUUAACUGAUG